UUUCGUGAGCGUCCAACUGGCGCUGGAGUUCAUCGUUGUUUUCACAAUAAAUGUUCUUGAAUGUGGUGAAAGUCAUGAUGAAAUCUGGUAACAACAGGGUUCUUGAUAAGUUGCCAUUUGGGCUAUCUUGACUUAAUCCCUUUUCGCCGUAGUCUAUAUCUUGUAAUAGGAGAGCCAGAUUCACAUACUAACUGGCUUUGAUCUUGUCCUUGAUCGCUUCUGGCACUGUGUCUAUCGGGGGCAGGCUGUCUGAAGGCACCGCUUGAUGCAUCUGGUGUGCGGUUCUGUUUACAUUCUCUUGACGCAUGGCCGGAUAAGCUCCUUCAACUCCCUGACCUCGCCUCUCAGGUUUCUAUCUGCCAUGUUGGAUACCGGAACUUCCGUCUGAUUACUGCGCAGGUCGGAGAUGGGAUGCAGAUUGUCGUUAACACUGCCAAGUGUAGCUGGAGUGUUGAUCCUUACUCCUGUCAUGCAUUCUCUGGCGUCUGGAGUCAUGAAUGAAUCAGUCUGUCCCCUCGCUGCCUGUGUCUGUGGAAUGUCAUUCCUUGUUGGCCUGUCGUUGUCAGUGGGGUUGUCUAUCAGCCGGCCACUUGCUACGUUUUCCUUGUACAGCUGUAGCAAGAAUUUUCUAGACCACGCAGCCGGAACUUAUCCCUAGUUGUUCUAGUUUGUUUGUGAGGUCAGUAGCUGUCAGAUACGGUGGGUUGGUGGCCUGAGACUGGCGAGAUGUACGAGGGGGUGGUCCGCCAUCUUGGUUGUUUACAUCGGAUUCUGCGGAAGGUAGAUUAACGCUGUUGGUCCGAGCAGAUUUCCUUGUGUGUGCAACACGUUUCCUCUUUGGAUCCGAAAUUGUCGACACGAUGGGAAGCUUUCCCGGUGAAGAAUGAUAAUGGAUGGCGUAUUCAGUGGUGGAUUCGUGAGAGAUUUUGAGAGCAUUACGCCAUGACAAUAGAAUUGACAAGGAAGACAAAGCAAAAUCUAUGGGGUUAAAAAGCCUACAGACAUAAGGUCACCGGAACCUUUCUGAGCAUGCGUAGCUGAUAAAUUAAUGCAUUGUGGGAUAUGAAGACAGUAACCUUAUACAUAACAGAAAAGCAUGGCUAAUGAUGUGACGGGAAGGGAGGAUCACGCUGUCAGUGUCAGAUGUGCCCGGGGUUUUGGAGGUUCCACUAUGACAAGCAAGAGAUAUAUCCUUAUUGUGCUGGCAUCCAUUUGCAGUAGGCCUAUCGCUGCUGUAACUACAAACUUGGCGUUACAUAAACCAACAAGCGCCAGUUCAAACUUUCAUAAAUUUUCGGAUCCUUCCCACGUCGUGGAUGGGUCUGCAUCAGGAUACAGUGGGAGCUCGGUUUGUUACUUUUCACGAGGAGAUGACAAACAGCCAUGGUGGCAGGUCGACUUGCUGAAUGUUUAUGAAAUAUCUAAACUUAAGAUCAUCAAUCGGAGUGAUCCUUGCACCGAUUGUGGAGAAGGACUUCGGGACUUUACCAUCAAAGGGUACUGCGAGGACCCCUCUGUGACGGCGAGCGCUGUGGGAGCACUGUGUUAUUAUCACCGUGAUGCGGUUCCAGUUGGAGCCGCGAGGGAAAUAACGUGCACCACCCCGCUGUCUGUUCGAUUCGUGAGGCUAGCAACGAAACAUCCCUAUUUCACUCUGUGUGAAGUUAUUGUGUUUGGUACAGGAGUUCCUUCAACUGGAGCAUGUAAAGCCAACAGGUCUGUCACAGUUACUCCUGCAGAGUCUGAAGGAAGUGAUCAUGCAAACCUGCAAGGACCAACAACAAUUUGUUUCGGGCUUAAAGCAAGGAAUCACAGAGUCCAGCAGUCAAGGCUCGAGGUCAUUGCGAUGAGUACUCUCCACUGUGCCACAGGAUGUGCCAAACGCCCCCUAUGUGUCGGCAUCAACGUCAAGGGGAGACAAUGUGAGGUGAUAGUUUCACAAACUGCGUCCAUGCUGGCGGAAGCAUCACCUGGGUGGAACUAUCUCAGACGCAUCCCUUGUUAAUCCUCACAACAGACUGACAUGGGGGACACUAUACAUGCCUAUAAGAAUACAUAGGGUAGUGUUUUCUCAUUAAAAAUAU
Molecule: messenger RNA, 2084 nt
Organism: Haliotis rufescens (red abalone)
Lineage: Eukaryota; Metazoa; Mollusca; Gastropoda; Lepetellida; Haliotidae
Product: fucolectin-2-like
Exons: 6
Coding region: 1097-2005 (302 amino acids)
Source: RefSeq, a predicted model, not a curated record